Myotis myotis is the source of this 3913-nucleotide messenger RNA. RefSeq names its product semaphorin 3F (gene SEMA3F). Gene Ontology annotation, biological process: negative regulation of axon extension involved in axon guidance; neural crest cell migration; negative chemotaxis. The transcript has 20 exons. The record is from RefSeq and is a predicted model, not a curated record. Lineage: Eukaryota; Metazoa; Chordata; Mammalia; Chiroptera; Vespertilionidae. Gene Ontology annotation, molecular function: chemorepellent activity; semaphorin receptor binding. The coding region runs from base 683 to 3040 and encodes 785 amino acids.
GGCUCGGAGCACCCUGUCCCGCCGGCGGCCGCGAGAGCAGAGCGAGCGAGCGAUCGGCGCGGUCCGGCGAGCCCUGAGCGCAGCGCCAGGCCGGGGCGUGCGGCGAGGAGCGGCGCAGCCCCCGCGCGGCCGCCGGGCCCCAGCCCAGCAACCGGGCGGGCACCGCGCCAUCGGGCCGAGCGAGCGGAGCGCAGCGCCCGGAGCUGAGCGCGCCGUCGCCCGCGCCCCGCGCCCCGCGCCGGGGAAUGCGCCCUCGGCGCGCCGGCCAGGGGGCGCCCGCAGCCCACCCGGGGGGAGGCGGCCCCGAGCGCCCCUGAGCCUUCCCAUGGCCCGGGCUGGGGCCCGGGGCCUCGGCUGCUGACGCGCUCGAAGCCCUCGGAACCCGUUAAGCCGGGGCGCGGCACCGACACCGGUUCAGGCACAGCGGCGAGCGGGCGCGGGCAGGGCAAUGGCCCGGGGGAGGCGCUAGCGCGGGCCGCCCGCCCGGGAGCCCAGGCCCCGCCGCCGCGGAAGAGCAGAAGGAGACGGCUCUUCCCUGCCUCUCCUUUCUUGGCUGCUGCGCUCUUGCACUGUGGUCUGCGUACACGGGCCUCUCGCAUUCUCUGCUCUUCCGUGCACCGCGCCCCGAUAACCAGGUGUCCAGACCGCUGAGCUGCAUCCUGGGCCCCUGGCCCCUCCCACGAUGCCUGUGGCUGGUCUCCUCCUCUGGGCUUCCCUAGUGACCGGGGCCUGGCCAGCCACCCCCGUCCAGGACCACCCGCCGGCCACGCCCCGGGUCCGGCUCUCAUUCCAAGAGCUGAAGGCCACGGGCACUGCCCACUUCUUCAACUUCCUGCUCAACACCACGGACUACCGCAUCCUGCUCAAGGACGAGGACCACGACCGCAUGUACGUGGGCAGCAAGGACUACGUGCUGUCCCUGGACCUGCACGACAUCAACCGCGAGCCCCUCAUUAUCCACUGGGCGGCCUCCCCGCAGCGCAUCGAGGAGUGCGUGCUCUCAGGCAAGGAUGGCAACGGUGAGUGCGGGAACUUCGUCAGGCUCAUCCAGCCCUGGAACCGAACACACCUGUACGUGUGUGGGACUGGCGCCUACAACCCCAUGUGCACCUAUGUAAACCGUGGCCGCCGGGCUCAGGCCACACCCUGGACCCAGAUGCAGGUGGUCAGAGGCCGAGGCAGCAGAGCCACGGACGGUGCCCUCCGCCCGACGCCCACAGCCCCACGCCAGGAUUACAUCUUCUACCUGGAGCCCGAGAGACUCGAGUCAGGGAAGGGCAAGUGUCCAUACGACCCCAAGCUGGACACAGCCUCAGCCCUCAUCAACGAGGAGCUCUAUGCGGGCGUGUACAUCGACUUCAUGGGCACGGACGCGGCCAUCUUCCGCACCCUCGGCAAGCAGACGGCCAUGCGCACGGACCAGCACAACUCCCGCUGGCUCAACGACCCCUCGUUCAUCCACGCGGAGCUCAUCCCCGACAGCGCGGAGCGCAACGACGACAAAUUGUACUUCUUCUUCCGCGAGCGCUCGGCCGAGGCGCCGCAGAGCCCCGCCGUGUACGCCCGCAUCGGGCGCAUCUGCCUGAAUGACGACGGCGGCCACUGCUGCCUGGUCAACAAGUGGAGCACGUUCCUGAAGGCGCGGCUGGUGUGCUCCGUGCCCGGCCACGACGGCAUCGAGACGCACUUCGAUGAGCUCCAGGACGUGUUUGUGCAGCAGACGCAGGACGUGAGGAACCCGGUCAUCUACGCCGUCUUCACCUCCUCGGGCUCCGUGUUCCGCGGCUCCGCCGUGUGCGUCUACUCCAUGGCCGACAUCCGCAUGGUCUUCAACGGGCCUUUCGCGCACAAGGAGGGCCCCAACUACCAGUGGAUGCCCUUCUCGGGGAAGAUGCCCUACCCGCGGCCCGGCACGUGCCCGGGAGGGACCUUCACGCCGUCCAUGAAGUCCACCAAGGACUACCCCGAUGAGGUGAUCAACUUCAUGCGCAGCCACCCACUCAUGUACCAGCCCGUGUACCCGCUGCAGCGGCGGCCCCUGGUGGUCCGCACGGGCGCCCCCUACCGGCUCACCACCAUCGCCGUGGACCAGGUGGAUGCAGCCGACGGGCGCUAUGAGGUGCUUUUCCUGGGCACAGACCGCGGGACAGUGCAGAAGGUCAUCGUGCUGCCCAAGGACGACCAGGAAAUGGAGGAGCUCAUGCUGGAGGAGGUGCAGGUCUUCAAGGACCCAGCGCCCGUAAAGACCAUGACCAUCUCCUCCAAGAGACAACAACUGUACGUGGCGUCUGCUGUGGGCGUCACGCACCUGAGCCUGCACCGCUGCCAGGCCUACGGGGCCGCCUGUGCCGACUGCUGCCUCGCCCGGGACCCCUACUGCGCCUGGGACGGCCAGGCCUGUUCCCGCUACACCGCGUCCUCCAAGAGGCGGAGCCGCCGGCAGGACGUCCGGCACGGGAACCCCACCAGGCAGUGCCGCGGCUUCAACUCCAACGCCAACAAGAACGCGGUGGAGUCGGUGCAGUACGGCGUGGCCGGCAGCGCCGCCUUCCUCGAGUGCCAGCCCCGCUCGCCCCAGGCCUCCGUGAAGUGGCUGUUCCAGCGCGACCCCAGCGACCGGCGCCGCGAGAUCCGCGCCGAGGAGCGCCUCCUGCGCACGGACCAGGGCCUGCUGCUCCGCGCCCUGCAGCUGGGCGACCGCGGCCUGUACUCCUGCACAGCCACCGAGAACAACUUCAAGCACAUCGUCACGCGGGUGCAGCUGCACGUCCUGGGCCGGGACGCCGUCCACACCGCCCUCUUCCCGCCGCUGGCCGUGAGCGCCCCGCCACCCCCUGGCGCCGGCCCCCCGACGCCUUCGUACCAGGAGCUGGCCCAGCUGCUGGCCCAGCCGGAAGUGGGCCUCAUCCACCAGUACUGCCAGGGCUACUGGCGCCACGUGCCCCCGAGCCCCAGGGAGGCCCUGGGGGCACCCAGGCCCCCUGAACCCCAGGACCAGAAAAAGCCCCGGAAUCGCCGCCACCACGCCCCGGACACAUGAGGUGGCUGUCUGAGCCCUGCCACGGGCCACCCUCGCCCUGUCCCUUUUAAUAUAAAAGAUAUAUAGAUAUAUAUAUAUAUAAAAAUAUCUAUAUUCUAUACACACCCUGCCCCUCAGAGACAGUAUUUAUUGGUGGGUUGUACAUAGCCUGCCUGGGCGGCAGCAUCGGCAGACAGCCCCGUGCUGGUCAGAGACAGCAGAGAACAGGCCGCCGGCCCAGCAGCCAGGGAGCCAGGCCAGGACUGCACGGCCCGACGCAGCUGCGAGUCACCCGCUCCACAGCCCCCACUGGAUCCACGGGACACGGAGGGAGCGAGCGGCACUGGACAGGCACGGACCGUACACCCUCGCCAGCGUGCGCUGUGCCUGAGCCGCCGGCAUAGCCGUGGAUGGAGGACUGCUCGUGGACGGGGCGGGAGGGGGGCAGCCGCACUCAGAGGGAGGGAAGGUGUGCGGGCCAUCACAGGACGGCCCUGCCUGGGAGGGGGCACUCGGUCAAGGCCAGCCCCUGCCCAGGUAUUUAUUCUCUAUUUAUUGGGGAUGAGAAGAGGAACCCUGUGUGGGUGGGGCAGCCCGUCCAGCCUUCCCUGCCUGGCCAUCUCCCUCCUCUUGGCUGUUCUGUGCCACUGGCUCAGGGGCUGGCGAAUAGCAGAGGGGCCGGCACAAGCGGGGCUGCGGGCAGAGGGGGCUGUGGCAGAGGCCUGGGGACAGCAGGGGCUCCCCGGGGCUCCCUCCUGCCCCCACUUCAGAUGAGGGGUGUACAUAGCUCUGGGGGGCAGUUGGGCAGGCGGACGGGGCUCCCGGAGGCCCUCGCCUCCCGGCCACAGUGCCCUGGGUUCCAUCUUGUUAAUAAACACUGGCUCUGGGACUGGA